Molecule: messenger RNA, 768 nt
Organism: Oryza brachyantha (malo sina)
Lineage: Eukaryota; Viridiplantae; Streptophyta; Magnoliopsida; Poales; Poaceae
Exons: 1
Coding region: 1-768 (255 amino acids)
Source: RefSeq, a predicted model, not a curated record
AUGGAUUUAGCAGGGAGUGGAAGAUCAGGAGGGGGUUCCAUGAACCAAUCCUGUGAUCCGAUCUUACCGGAGAACAAUGUCACUGACUUACUGCGGAAUCUGAAUCUGACAACAGAUGAAGGUGAAGUAGCUGCGUUCAGUGACGAGGACGAAGACGAAGUCAGAGGGCAAACAAAACUGGCACUUAUUGGCAAAGUCUUGUCGCCGGCAACGUUGCAUGUUACAACGAUCCAGCAGGCUAUGAAACCUGCAUGGGGAAAUCCGGUUGGCCUGAAGAUAAGGGCGAUCGGGGAGAAAGGUAAUAAUUUGUUUAUUGCUUCACUAGGUUGUGAGAAUGAUCUGAAGCGGGUUUUGGGGGGCUCGCCUUGGAUAGUGGGUAGGCAUGGGGUCAUACUGCAAGAGUAUGAUGAAAGUCUUAAGCCGUCUGAAAUUGCUUUUGAUAAAAUGGAGAUUUGGGUGAGGAUUCUGAACCUUCCAGUUGGAUGGAUGAACAGACAACGGGGAGUUCAUGCUCUAGGCCUUAUUGGGUCAGUGAUUGGCAUUGAUGUAGAUAAGGAUGGUGAAGCUAGUUGCCCUUUUCUACGUGGUCGAGUAGCUAUUGAAGUGGCAAAACCUAUUAGGAGGGGAGUGCUACUAAAAACAAAGAAAGAUGGAGUGCCUGAGUGGUUUGAAAUUCAGUUUGAGAAGCUUCCUUUCUUUUGUAAAUCGUGUGGGGUUAUGGGUCAUUCCAAGUUGGAGUGUGCCAGCCCUGCUGCUCGGAAUGACUAG